GGUUCACCUUUCAGCCAGACGUUCACUUAGCAUGUUGCACUUGGGGGAACAAGCGCUGCGCUUCAUCCCUUUAGCGGUGCAUCAUCUCCAGAGCUCCACAGCCCGUUUCGCAUGUCGCGCCUGGGAAGCGUUUGUGCAUUGCUCCUCCUUCUUCCAACGGCGUCGGCAGACACUGCAGACACUGCAGACACUGCAGACGCCGUGAAUUCAACGCUCGCUCCAAAAGAUGCCGAGAUGUGGGGGAACUUCGUGUUCUGCAACUGUGGCCUCACUUGCGAGACUCAGCCGGGCACCUUCUUCGGCCAGUCCUGCACCUGCCAUACGUGCACCAAUGGAACCAUUCGCAACUCCACAGGCCUGCGUGGUGCACUCAACAGCACCAGCCAGCUGAGCCAGAGCCUCCAGGGUCCAGCUGUGCGGAGUGGCUGGUCACCUUCCUCCGGCAGACCGCAGGUUUUGGAAUGCCGAUGUGGGAGGUACUGCUCAUAUGGUCGACAGCUUGGUGGCGGCCGUGGGGGAACCUACUUUUGCUUCGUCUUUGCCUGCAAUCCGUGCAGAUGAGCCAUGGCAGCCAUGGUGUGCCCAUGUGGGUUUUUGGCCGUCUCAUGCCGUUUCACCAGUCAGCAAAGCAGUGGUGCAAAUGUGGACAGGAGCCGCUGACAACAGCUGAGCUGGAAAAGAAGCGGCAUUAGGAAUAGGCCGCCAAAGCAGCGACCGCAUCCAAAGCAAAGCAAUGGCAGUACAGACAUUGUCCUCAAACAAAUUGAGGAGAAUCUUUGAAGCCAGGUUCAUGAUCACAAA
Messenger RNA from Cladocopium goreaui, 801 nucleotides. The record is from the annotation of a GenBank genome assembly. NCBI's taxonomy places the organism in Eukaryota, Dinophyceae, Suessiales, Symbiodiniaceae.